AUGAAACGCUUUGCGACAGGCGGGUGUACCUUCACAAGGGCUGUGGCCUUGGAUAGCAAUCUUGAAUAUAUCUGGAGUCUUCGUGUUGCUGUUCGUCGUCACCAUGCCUUCACUGCUACUUCCCGGCGCAUGCGCACACACGAUCAAUCUGAGAUACAAGGCAGCAUCGAGUCUCCGACAAACGCCUCUUCAACGUCACAGGCACAUUCAUUGGGCGGCUACUACUCUCUCCUUCUGAAAUCGCCUCUGCCGGUCGAUCGCACAGCACCGCAGCUAUCGCAAUCAAGUACAAACACCGUCCCGGCAUCCGCUUCCACAGCCGAGGCUCCUAAGGCCCAGACUCCGCAGGAGAAGAUGGCUAUUGUCUUCGGCACACGCCUUGCAGGACCCGGUCGUCAGUCUCGAUACAAUCCGGGCGAAGCACCACCACAGUCUAUGUGGAAAACUAUCAACGGGGUGCCAAUUCCUCCUCAGCCCGAAGAACCUGAGAAUUGUUGCAUGAGUGGCUGUGUUCACUGUGUCUGGGAUGAUUUCCGCGAUGAAAUGGAGGAGUGGGCUGCCAGAAUUGCAAAAGCCAAAGCCAAAGCUAGUCCAGAGGCAGAUACUGAAGAUGCUCGAACGGCGCCCCGAGCUGAAGUCAAUUCAGCCAGUCUUAGUAUGGAUGAUGACGGUGGUGGGAGUGAGACCAAUUGGACUGUGCCGAACCCGGAGGAUGACCUCUUUGCGAAUAUUCCAGUCGGCAUUCGAGAAUUCAUGAAAACCGAGAAGAAACUACGAGUGAAACACCAGAAAGAAGCCUCAACAUGA
This is a messenger RNA of Penicillium diatomitis, 807 nucleotides long. RefSeq lists its product as uncharacterized. Gene Ontology annotation, cellular component: mitochondrion. The transcript has a single exon. The record is from RefSeq and is a predicted model, not a curated record. Lineage: Eukaryota; Fungi; Ascomycota; Eurotiomycetes; Eurotiales; Aspergillaceae. The coding region runs from base 1 to 807 and encodes 268 amino acids.